Molecule: messenger RNA, 579 nt
Organism: Apis dorsata (giant honeybee)
Lineage: Eukaryota; Metazoa; Arthropoda; Insecta; Hymenoptera; Apidae
Exons: 2
Coding region: 1-264 (87 amino acids)
Source: RefSeq, a predicted model, not a curated record
AUGGCCCAAGGUAAAUUAAAAGUAAAAACAAAAUUACCAUCAACAGUAAAAGAAAAAAAUAAAAAUAAGAAAAAUUUCGCUAUUCGACGACGAAAUAAUGCACCAAUUCAGCCUAAAAAGAAGAAAUUUGAAGAAGCACAUAAAUUAAAACAAAUGAUAACAAAAACAGUUAACAAAGCAAUGGAAGAUGAAUUGAGAGAGAAAGCUUUAGAAGGAAAGAAAUCUCUUACAAAAAAAGAUUCAUCUAUUUUAAAAAAAAAUUAGGUUAUUCAAUGUUAAUAUCAAAAAAGAAUAUUUUUUUUAAUUUUUAUUUAAAAUCAUAAAUAUAGAUGUUUUUAUAUAGUAACUGUAUUUUAUCAUAUUUAUAGAAAAUAAAAAUAAAUGAUACAAAAUAUUUAAUUAUUUAACUUAAUCUAAGCUAAUAUAUAUGUAUAAGGAUUCAAAUAACAGGAAAUAUAAAGCAAAAUCAUGUACCUAUUAAAACUUAAAAUUAUUAUUUUAAUUUAAUUUUAUAUUGUUAUUCCAUAGAAUAAUUCUGAACAUGAAAUCAAUGGCACAAUAACUUAUGGAAUAUAAAUA